Molecule: messenger RNA, 1122 nt
Organism: Penicillium bovifimosum
Lineage: Eukaryota; Fungi; Ascomycota; Eurotiomycetes; Eurotiales; Aspergillaceae
Product: KRR1 small subunit processome component
Exons: 2
Coding region: 1-1122 (373 amino acids)
Cellular component (GO): small-subunit processome; nucleolus
Molecular function (GO): RNA binding
Source: RefSeq, a predicted model, not a curated record
AUGCCUUCAACACACAACAAAGAGAAGUCCUGGGACACGCCGGACAUUGACAAAUGGAAGAUCGAAGAAUUCAAACCCGAACAUAAUACCGCGGGCAGUUUCGCCGAGGAGUCGUCGUUCAUGACCCUCUUCCCUAAAUACCGUGAACAAUACUUGAAAGAAGCAUGGCCGGUCAUCACACGAGCACUGGAGAAGCAGGGCAUCGCCUGUACACUGGAUUUGGUGGAGGGCAGCAUGACAGUGAAGACGACGCGGAAGACUUGGGAUCCAGCAGCGAUUAUCAAAGCUCGAGACCUGAUCAAGUUGCUCGCACGAAGUGUGCCAGUGACACAGGCGCUGAAGAUCCUCGAGGACGGAGUGGCAUGUGACGUGAUCAAAAUUCGCAAUCAGGUGCGAAACAAAGAGCGCUUCGUGAAACGCCGACAGCGCAUUCUCGGCCCGAACGGUACAACUCUUAAAGCACUCGAGCUGCUCACCAGCACAUACAUCCUGGUGCAGGGUAACACGGUGGCCGUGAUGGGUCCGUUCAAGGGACUGAAGGAAGUGCGCCGAAUCAUCGACGACUGCAUGGCGAACAUCCACCCAAUUUACCACAUCAAGGAGUUGAUGAUCAAGCGCGAGCUCGCCAAGGACCCGACGCUGGCGGAAGAGUCCUGGGACCGGUUCUUGCCCAAUUUCAAGAAGCGCACGCUGUCUAAGCGCCGUGUGCCGUUCAAGGUCACCGACAAGGAGAAGAAGGUGUACACGCCGUUCCCGCCCGCGCCCGAGAAGAGCAAGGUCGACCUGCAGAUCGAGUCUGGAGAGUACUUCUUGUCGAAGGAGGCCAAGGAGCGUGUUCACAAGGAGGAGGUCAUCGAGCGCCAGCGCCUGAAGCGCGAGGAGAAGAUGCGCGAGCGCGAAAAGGACUUUGUUGCCCCCGAGGAAGCCGUUCCCGCCGAUCUAGAAGACAAGAAGAAGAAAAAGGAGAAGAAGGAAAAGAAAGAGAAGAGCGAGAAGAAGGAGAAGAGCAAGCGCAAGCGCGACGCCGAGGCAGAUGUCGAUGCCGACGAGACCGCCGAGCGCAAGGAGAAGAAAAAGAAGAAGAAGAGCAAGUCUACAGAGGCUUCCUCCGAUGCGGAAUGA